Messenger RNA from Xenopus laevis (African clawed frog), 1453 nucleotides. RefSeq lists its product as uncharacterized. Bases 625 to 1245 code for a protein of 206 amino acids. The transcript is spliced from 2 exons. The record is from RefSeq and is a predicted model, not a curated record. NCBI's taxonomy places the organism in Eukaryota, Metazoa, Chordata, Amphibia, Anura, Pipidae.
AUACAUUUUAUCCGCUCCCCUGUUGGAUGGAUGUGAUGCUGGCCUUAUUUCACAAACCAGCCUAAAGGAGAAUCUUCAGACAGUUAUGAUUAUGCAACACCUUCUCACUAUUGCAAUCAUCCACCUUCCUAUCCUAGUACCAACCAGGACACAAUGGACUUUGCCAAGUUCUUUGCAACGUGUGAGCUAGUCACUAAAGGACACUAUCAAAUACUUAGACCUUUCACUGUAGUGAGGAGAUAGAACUCCUAAUCAAAUAUCUUUGAACAAAGUCUGCAGAGCACACCAAAAGGAUCAGGGUGAUCAACAUAAACCACCCAGAGAUCUGGCACAGACUUAAUGAGUGGAGUGGCUCAGCAGAGAAAAUGCACUUUUUAUAAGAAUCAAUGACAUUCCUAAAAUAUCUCAUAAAGGUUACCAACAACUUAGGGAAAUAAGUGACCUGUUAAUGGUACUACAAAUAGCCAAAGCAGAAGGGGACCUACCAGGUCUUGCAUUCCUUGAGAUAGCCAGAGGUGUUAACUCAUCAUGCAAAAGCUGCCUUACAACUUUAAAGAGCGGUGGAUGACACGGGUCUAAUUCAAAGAGGUACAUAAUGUCCUAUUUCCUCCCUUCGACGUGAUUAUGGAUCUUGUAUACCAACAAGCCAAGAUAAGGAAUGGCCCCAGUUUUGAUCUCACUUGGCCACAUGCAACCCCUUCAGUACCUAAUACUCGCAAAGUAGCAGUAACCAUACACAAAACUAAUGCUUCCUCUUUAGAUUCUUUUCACAGAUCUGCAGAACCUUCUCAUGAAAAGACAAAGAACAAAGACUCUGGAAAGAAGUGUCCCCUAUGCGGAAAGGCUCAUCCUCUUCUGAAAUGCAGUGCCUUCAGAGAAAAGUCCAUAGAGGCCUGCAAAGCAUUCCUAAAGGAAAACAUCUGCUACAAGUGCUGUUCAUCGACAUCUCACCUUGCCAAGGACUGUAAGGUCUGUGUAAAAUGCACAGAAUGUGACCGUACACAGCACAGCACACCCUGGGUUACUUGCGUGGGUUUUGCCUCACACCAAGAACGCCAGCAAGCAUGGAGAGGAGGAAAGGGACACUGCUACAGCUACAUCAAAGGACUUCCACCUAGAGCCAAAGGGAAGGAAAAUGCUGCACUUCAUAGGCCACUCCUGCAAAUACUCAUCCUACAGGUUCCAGGGACACUUACCUCUCUACUUACAGACAUCCACAUACCUGCUUCUCCCUCCACUGAAUAAAGAUAUUGGUAGCAGCUGCCUCCUUUCCUUAUGCAAAAUAGGCAGUUUAUUUACUAACUGGGUCACAUGUAUUGGUACCGCACCGGCAGAGGCGCUUCACCAAUGAGGCAACUUGAGACUGUGGCCUCAGGCGGCUGCACCCCACUAGGUACCAGGGGAGGCAAAAAUGCUGCUCCUGGUACUUUAAGAGCCAAAUUUUCAAACCGGA